Molecule: messenger RNA, 971 nt
Organism: Anopheles arabiensis
Lineage: Eukaryota; Metazoa; Arthropoda; Insecta; Diptera; Culicidae
Gene: Adi1
Product: 1,2-dihydroxy-3-keto-5-methylthiopentene dioxygenase
Exons: 4
Coding region: 302-853 (183 amino acids)
Molecular function (GO): acireductone dioxygenase [iron(II)-requiring] activity
Source: RefSeq, a predicted model, not a curated record
AAUGUGUUUAAAGUGAGCAAUUAUCAUAUUAUUGCAAUAAUGUAUGCAUUCCUCAAGAAAGCAUGAAAUUGUCCGCAUGAUCGAGCGAUCGAAUGCUGUCUGAUGAUGUGUUUACAAACACCUCUCUCGACUGACAGCAUUCUGGAAAGAACAAUUUUACAGCCAAUUUUCUUAUCAAUAGCCAGCUCUAACAAAAAAUACGCGCUUUUGAACCUGCGGGCCACAUUCCUUCGCCAGUUAUCAAUUUAAUCGCCCGUGAAGCUGCUGCUUUUGUUUUCCCUCGUAAAAUCUAGCUCACACAAUGGUGCGUGCCUGGUUUAUGGACGAUGAGCCGACCGAUCAGCGUCUGGAGCACCAGCUCGAUCCGCCCAAGUUCCUGACGCUGGACGAGCUGUUCAAAAGCACCGGGGUGGAAUAUUUUAAGAUUAACAUUCCAACGUACGAUACGGACGGGGUGCUGGGGAAGAUCCGCAACGAUCGGGGCUACUCCUACGAGGACGAAAUCACCUGCUCCGAGGCGUGCUUGCCCGAUUACGCCAACAAGCUGAAGUCGUUCUUCACCGAGCAUCUGCACACGGACGAGGAGAUCCGGCUGGUGCUGGACGGUUCCGGUUACUUCGACGUGCGCAAUGGUCCAGAUGAUGCAUGGGUACGGAUCGAGGUCGUUGCCGGUGAUUUGAUCAUUAUUCCUAGUGGAAUCUAUCAUCGCUUCACGCUGGACAUGAAGAACUACAUCAAAGCCAAGCGUUACUUUGUUGGCGAACCGGUCUGGCUGCCGUACAACCGCCCAGCAGACGAGAUGGACUGUCGCAAGGAGUAUUUGAAGCGGUUGGAAGCUGGGUUCGCCGCCUAAUGCGUACCUGUGCGUUUUUAUGAUGCGAUCUGAUUUUGUUAACCAUCCUUUUCUUCCAUAAAUCCAACUGCAUUCAAUGCAAUAAUUUGUUUAAUAAAUGUUAUACCAUUCCCCGCAA